Messenger RNA from Aspergillus novofumigatus IBT 16806, 285 nucleotides. RefSeq lists its product as uncharacterized. Bases 1 to 285 code for a protein of 94 amino acids. The record is from RefSeq and is a predicted model, not a curated record. NCBI's taxonomy places the organism in Eukaryota, Fungi, Ascomycota, Eurotiomycetes, Eurotiales, Aspergillaceae. The transcript has a single exon.
AUGUCUCACGAUCAGGUCCCCCAAAUCUGGACGCGACCGACUAGUCAGUAUGGACAGAUCACGGAGAUGGCCUUGAACUCGGUGUCACUGCGGCGGAACCAUCAAAAUGGAGAAUACGUCCUACCUCAGAGGAUAUUGUGCGAUAUAUACAGAGCGGCAUCUCAAAGUCGGUUUAUCUUAAACGGGCUUCGAGGUGAAACAGUGGAGAGAUUAUCAACAGGGGCUCGGCGGAUGGUAAGUGAUCGUCGAAAUUGCCGUUAUUACCUGGUUGCUAAGGUAGCUUAG